Molecule: messenger RNA, 1905 nt
Organism: Heterobasidion irregulare TC 32-1
Lineage: Eukaryota; Fungi; Basidiomycota; Agaricomycetes; Russulales; Bondarzewiaceae
Exons: 6
Coding region: 220-1905 (561 amino acids)
Source: RefSeq, a predicted model, not a curated record
UUAUCUCCCGAAGCAUUUCUCAAACUCUACAUACCUCCCAGGUGUCUCAGUGUCAACAGUCCGAUAGUCAGUCUGCGACCCAAGAGUGACCGCCCAGAUUCACAGCAAUUGUGUCUAUGGAAAUGGCCUGCUCGCCACACUCAAGGCCAUGACGAAUUGGACAAACUGUUCCGACGCUAUCGAUAUCAUACGAUACCUGACGACUCCCCCAGUAUUCGGAUGGACAGCGGUUUCGACGUCAAGUAUAUUGAACCAACCAUCCAGCUCAUCAACAAUGAAUUUCUCACAGACGAGGCACCGUCUCUACGAUGCGAGAUUGACUCCAUAAAUCUAGGAUAUGGGAUGGCUAGGAUUGUGUCUGAUGACUGCCCUAGGAUUCCACCGACCAUCGGAGACUCUACUGCGAGCUCAAAUAAAUGUCGGCUCAUAGUCUUGUUCAUAGAUCCUGCCAUUGAGAUCGAUUGGCAUAUCUUUGAACCUAUGGGUAAGAAGACUUCUCUCCCCCCUGACAACAUAGCUCGGCAUUUCUUUGAUUGUCUAAUCUCCGAAUGCAAUCGAGUCGGCAGCCCAUAUGGAAUGCUUACAGACGAACGUCGUAUGUCCAUUCUCUAUUUUCCCCCCGACGGACCUCCGGACCCCUACCGUCUGCUUGAUCUCGAUUAUAACUAUUUUAUUCGCAACCUGUCGGUUGCUGACUCCCCUCUUCGUCGGACUAUCGCUGCCUGUGUGCUAUUCUCAGUCGGUACUGGUUCACUGAAGCCAGUUCGUCGAUUCGAUCUCUGUCGAGGUGCCCUGCGUGACCCAGCAUGUUUGAAUCACAGCUUCUCAACGGAGCCUGAGAUACUUCAAUCUUUCCGCUCCUACCGCGACUUUGAUCUAUAUACUCUCCAGCGAUCGCCAGCAGCUUGGCAUCAGUUUGUGUGCUGGCGAACAUGGGCUCAACGGCAAGCGGCUAAUCCACAAACACGCAUCAAGCGGGGAUCCGUGUUGCGUGUUCAAUGUAAUGGAUUUCUACGCAAUUAUCGUCCAUGGAGGUCUCCGUUCCCGAAUCCACGCCCUCCUCAAGAGACUCUUGACAUUGUAGCACGAUAUCCGCGUCCCCGAGAUGCCGCGAUUGACGAGGCGAUCGCACAAGCGUUUCAAAGAAACAACCAUCUUACAUUCGAGAUUAUAGAUGUCAAACGCGCGGGUCCAGACUAUUUCUCUCAAGUCUUUUUCGGCAAGCUAGAAGGGACGGAUACAGCCAUCUGUGUCAAACUCUUCGACGAGCGCCUUUUUCCAUGCAGCCAGCAGCCUGAAUACGGCGAAGGCGUUGAACCAGAGCUGCAGUUAUUUGAUCUCAACUUCGCGGACGAUAUGAUGCGUCGUGAAGAAGGGGUGUAUUGUGACCGUUUACAAUAUCUCCAAGGGUCCAUGAUCCCACACUGCUAUGGGUUCCACAUGCUCACACUUCCGGACGGAUGGGAGGUGCUUGGUUUCUUCAUGGAAAUUAUAGACGGACCUUCGUUGUGGGAAGUUGGGCAGCAGAACAGAUCUCCGGAUUUCCAAGCAAGUGUGGUCACAAGCGUGCGCCAUAUGGUACGAGCACUUGGAUUUGCAGGAGUCGAUCAGAGAGAUUGGCAUCUCGAUCAGAUUCUGUGUCCUAGAAACUCCCCGGUAACUGUUCCUCCCCACGGAGACGAUGACGAUGCUUGUGUGCAGUCACACAGUGCGAUUCCUUCUCAUCUCCCAAUGGUCCUGAUCGAUUUUGCAUUUGCGCCACAGAAGUUGGGGGAAGACUGGUCUCGGCCUGGGUACCCUAUCCACAACCCUUUGGUAUUGACGCUCACAUUGUAUGAUGAAAUCAGGGUGCCUUACGAUAUCAUUGACGACCAUUGGCUACCAAUGAUGGAAGAGGAAUAUUGA